Cebus imitator (Panamanian white-faced capuchin) is the source of this 7293-nucleotide messenger RNA. RefSeq names its product adenylate cyclase 10 (gene ADCY10). Gene Ontology annotation, cellular component: cytoplasm. The coding region runs from base 1929 to 6761 and encodes 1610 amino acids. The transcript is spliced from 33 exons. Lineage: Eukaryota; Metazoa; Chordata; Mammalia; Primates; Cebidae. Gene Ontology annotation, biological process: intracellular signal transduction; cyclic nucleotide biosynthetic process. Gene Ontology annotation, molecular function: adenylate cyclase activity. The record is from RefSeq and is a predicted model, not a curated record.
CACACACACAUACACACACACACACAUACACACACAGGUCCUUACUAUCAAUGAAGUUACUGAACUCCAUAAAAAUAACUUCCACAAUGGUGCAAAUCACUUGAUUAGUACACUUGAAUUCUUUAUCACAACUUUCUGAUAGGCCCUUAUUGAGAGCUUCCCUAGGUAAGUUUUCUUUCUCAAUGCCAGGUCUGACAGGCCAGAGUUUCAGCACAACUCUGCCAUGCAUUAACUGUGAGACUGUGUUAACCUCUGUCUCUGCCCUUCAAUAUUUUCAAGAGUAAAAUGAGGAUAAUCAUAGUACUUGCUUCAUAGGCUUGUUUUAAAUAUUGAGAUAAUGUUUUAACACAGUGCCUGGUCCACAGUGAAUGUUAAAGAUGUAGAAAAUGGUAAUCUUAUUUAGCUAAAGGUAGACCCAGAAAGUACUUUCUUAGACUAAGGAAGUUUUAAUUUUGCUACUAAAAGGAUAUACUGUGUUAACCUACUGGGACGGUUUCUGAAUGAACAACUUUAUAGCAGAAAACAAGCUGCUUGGGGUAGAGGAGUAGGAGGCAGGGUUGACAGUGCUCAAUAAGAGGGAAAUUCUUUAACCUCGUCUUUUUUUUUGUGGUAUGACAUUUCUUUUAAGGAAACUUUGAUCCAAGGUACAUCAGUGCUACUGUUUCCUCAUAGUAAACAUUUUCUUUUCCAAGUUAUAAAGUGAUAGUGAAAGGUUGAAUGUUAACAAGGAUGGACUUCAAAGCUCAGGUUCCUUUCUGUAAAAUGAAGAUCUCUUCUGGAGCCUGUUUAUAUAACCAAGCAGAAAUAGAAAACACUGGCAUUUAUUAAAAAUGGCUCUCUCCCAAAGGGGAUUGUUUAAUUAUAUGAGGCAUGAUUCUAAGACUGGUUUCCACAACUCACACCAGAAAAUUCACUCAACAAACAUAAUUAAAUGACCCUCUUUUUUUCCUCCCUAAGAAAACUGUGUUUUACAACAUUUUGAAGCAUACAGUAAACUUAAUUAUAGAGCGGGGCUUUAUAUAAAAACAUACACAGUUUUAAAUAAGACUUUUUAAAUUCAAAAUUUAAAAGCUGUGCCCUAAAUGUUAAUUGUGGUUGUGAUAAACAUAAGAACAUUUAGAAAAUCAAUACAUGAUUUAAGCUGUUAGAAAACACGCCACCCUCUUAAAACACAUUUUUCCAGUGUCACAUCGGAUAAAGAAAACUCAAAUCCAGUGUCCUUUGGAUUUCAAGUUACCUUUGGGAUAAACUUGGUUAAAAGUGUGUACUUGACCAGCCAGAAAGGACAGAUAUAUAAUUAUUCAAACAAAAAUUUACCUCACAAAUAUGUCUGGAGGUAAGUACUGAAUUUAUUGUAACUGGUAUAUUUCAUAGUCCUGGUACAAGCUGUAACCACUAUUUGCUAAAAUUAGGUGUUUGCUUGCUCUAGAGAUACUUCUGAUAAUCGCCUACCAAGUAUUGCCUGAUUUCAACCACCUUCCACGUGGCCAAGGAAAGAGUUGUGUAAACUACUCUGGGGUCAUGUCAGUCUCCUCUGGCUUUUGCCCCAAAUGUGCAGAUAAGAGAACCUGAAACAGCCAGUCCUUGUACAGUAGUAGGCCAUUCAGAUUGGCGGGGGAGGGGAGGGCAGUGUCACCCAAUCAGAAGCAUAGUCGGUGCCCGUGGAACAAUGAGCCGCUGAUGAGGGUGUGGCCUGGAAAACGGCUCUUAGACAAAACUGUCAUUUUAUGGGUCAUUUAUAUAGACAGACAUGGCACUUCGGCUGUCUUCAGAAUAAUGUCACCCGGGCCCCUCUCCUGUCUUCUGCAGUCUUAAAAGACCCAGUCUCUAAUUGAGGUCUGGCUUUUCCUCAGCCUUGGAUGAAGUAGAGAAGACCUAUUUGGAGACUGCUUCCCGUCACCACAAAAUCCUGAAUAUUCGUCUUGAACAUGAACACUCCAAGUGAAAAAUUCCAGGACUGGGCCAUAGCCAGAAUCGCAGCUCAUCUACCAGAUCUCAUUGUCUACGGACGUUUCUCCCCAGACCGACCCUCUAUGGAUUCUUUUGAUGGAGUCCUGAUGUUUGUUGAUAUUUCAGGUUUUACUGCAAUGACUGAGAAGUUCAGUACAGCCAUGUAUAUGGACCGAGGGGCUGAGCAGUUGGUGGACAUCCUCAAUUACCACUUAAGUGCAAUCGUGGAGAAAGUGUUGAUUUUUGGAGGAGACAUCCUGAAAUUUGCAGGCGAUGCACUUCUAGCCCUGUGGAAGGUCGAGCGAAAGCAGCUGAAAAACAUUAUCACAGUGGUAAUUAAAUGUAGCCUGGAGAUCCAUGGAUUGUUUGAGACCCAGGAGUGUCAAGAAGGCCUAGACAUCCGAGUCAAGAUAGGACUGGCUGCUGGCCACAUCAGCAUACUGGUCUUUGGAGAUGAAACACGAAACCACUUUCUGGUGAUUGGUCAGCCAGUAGAUGAUGUGCGCCUUGCACAGAAUAUGGCUCAGAUAAAUGAUGUUAUUCUGUCACCAAACUGCUGGCAGCUCUGUGACCGGAACAUGAUUGAAAUUGAGAGGAUUCCAGACGAGAGAGCAGUUAAGGUUAACUUCUUAAAACCACCCCCUAAUUUUAACUUUGAUGAAUUUUUCACGAAAUGUAUGACCUUCAUGAAUUAUUAUCCUUCUGGUAAGCACAAAAAUAUCCUGAGGCUUGCGUGCACAUUGAAGCCUGAUCCUGAACUGGAGUUGUCCCUACAAAAGUAUGUGAUGGAAAGCAUUUGGAAACAGAUUGAUGACAAACAGCUUCAGGGCUAUUUGUCUGAGCUUCGCCCAGUGACGAUUGUGUUUGUGAACCUGAUGUUUAAAGACCAAGACAAAGCAGAAGAGAUAGGCCCAGCCAUCCAGGAUGCCUAUGUGCACAUCACGUCUGUCUUGAAGGUCUUCCGAGGCCAAAUCAAUAAAGUCUUCAUGUUUGACAAGGGCUGCUCCUUCCUCUGUGUCUUUGGCUUCCCUGGGGAAAAGAUACCUGAAGAAGUCAUUCAUGCUCUGGAAUGCGCUAUGGAUAUAUUUCACUUCUGCUCUCAAGUCCAGAAAAUCCAAACUGUAUCCAUCGGCGUUGCCAGUGGGACUGUCUUCUGUGGGAUCGUUGGACACACUUUGAGACACGAGUACACAGUCAUUGGUCAAAAAGUCAACUUAGCUGCCAGGAUGAUGAUGUACUUCCCAGGAAUUGUGACCUGUGACUCUGUCACCUACAAUGGCAGCAACCUACCAGCCUACUUUUUUAAAGAGCUUCCAAAGAAAGUUAUGAAAGGUGUUGGAGAUUCUGGACCAUACUAUCAGUGCUUGGGCCUUAAUCAACAAACCAUGGUUGGUGUGUCGUACGUCAUCUGCGACAGAAAUGAGGGCUGCCCUUUGCUGGGACGUGAUAAAGAGAUCAAAUACUUCAUUGAUACUAUGAAUGAAUUUUUGAAGUCUAACAGCAGCCGAGUCUUAAUAUAUGAGGCAUUAAUGGGAUACGGAAAAAGCAAGAUACUUAUGGAAAUUGGGUUCCUGGCCCAUGGUGAGAACCACAGAAUUAUUGCCAUUGAAUUGACUAAGAUCAGCUUCCAUCAGAAUUUGCAUACCAUCCAGAUGCUCAUAGCCAGUGUCCUAGGCCUGGACACUUGUAAACAUUAUAAAGAACGGCAGACCAACCUUCGAAAUAAUGUCAUGACACUGUUGGAUGAAAAGUUCUACUGUCUUCUUAAUGACGUUUUCCUUGUUCAGUUCCCUAUUUCUCGGGAGAUUUCCAGGAUGAGCACCUUGAAAAAGCAAAAGCAGUUGGAAGUAUUGUUUAUGAAGAUCUUGGAGCAGAUAGUAAAAGAGGAAAGGAUUAUUUUUAUCAUUGAUGAGGCCCAAUAUGUGGAUCCGACCUCCUGGGCAUUUAUGGAGAAGCUUAUCCGGACUGUUCCUAUCUUCAUCAUUAUGUCCCUGUGUCCCUUCGUUGAAAUUCCCUGUGCAGCUGCCACUGCCAUAAUGAAGAACAGGAACACCACCUACAUCACCAUUGGUCCAAUACAGCCUGAUGACAUCUGCACCAAGGUCUGUCUUUACCUCAAUGUAAGCAGCAUCUCCAACGAACUGGACUCGUACCUGGUGGAGAAAAGCGGUGGGAUUCCAUUUUACUGUGAAGAAUUGCUUAAAAGCCUAGAACAUCACAAUGUACUCCUUUUCCAACAAAUGGAAUCAGAGGAAAAGACAAAUAUGACCUGGAAUAGCCUGUUUGACACUUUCAUUAAGCCAACAGAGAAGUUAAAAAUGUUUACUUCCCAUAGUGAUAGGAAUUGUGAAGAAGUCUGUCACCUCGCAAGUGGGGUCAGAUUGAAAAACAUGUCACCCCCAGCGUCAUUAAAAGAAAUCUCUCUGGUUCAGCUGGAUAGCAUGAGCCUUCCCCACCAAAUGCUGGUGAGAUGUGCUGCCAUCAUUGGCGUGACCUUCACUACUGAGCUGUUGUUUGAGAUACUCCCCUGUUGGAAUAUGAAGAUGAUGAUCAAGGCCCUGGCAACCCUAGUAGAGUCUAAUAUUUUUUAUUGUUUCCGGACUGGCAAGGAGCUUCAAACAGCUCUGAAACAGAACGAGGCCUCAUUUGAGGUGCAUUAUCGCUCCUUGUCUCUGAGGCCCAGUGAAGGGAUGGAUCACGAGGAAGAGGAAGAGCUUCGUGAACUGCAGAGCGAAGUGAUCGAGUGCCACAUCAUCCGAUUCUGUAGUCCUAUCAUGCAGAAGACAGCCUAUGAGCUGUGGCUCAACGAACAGAGAAAAGCCAUGCAUUUGAAAUGUGCCCGCUUUUUAGAAGAAAAUGCCCACAGAUGUGACCACUGCCGAAGCAGAGACUUCAUUCCCUAUCACCACCUUACAGUGAAUAUUCGGCUCAACACUUUAGACAUGGAUGCUGUUAAAAAGAUGGCUAAGUCUCAUGGAUUUCAAACUGAAGAAGAACUUACCUUUUCCGAAUCAAAGAUUCUUAAGAAAUCUGCAUUAUUUCCUGAAAAUCCCAGUUCUGAAGAAAUAAGAAAAAUGAUCUUGAAUUUCUUUGACAACACUAUAACAAGAAUGAAGACAUCUGAUGAAGACAUUAUGCCUCUGGAAUCUUGCCAGUGUGAAGAAAUCCUAGAGAUUGUCAUUUUGCCUCUGGUCCACCAUUUUCUGGCUUUGGAAGAAAAUAACAAAGCCUUAUAUUACUUCUUAGAAACUGUAUCUGCUUAUCUCAUCUUGCAUGAUAACUACAUGGCAUACAGGUAUUUGAAUGAAAGCGAGAAGUUGCUAAAAACUCUUAAGAAGGACAAAUCUUGGAGCCAGACAUUUGAGUUUGCCACCUUUUACAGCCUCAAAGGUGAGGUCUAUUUCAAUAUGGGCCUGAUAGUGCCUGCCAAGAAAAUGCUGAGGAAGGCGCUGAAGCUCCUCAACCGAAUCUUUCCUUACAACUUAAUCUCCUUGUUUCUCCAUAUCCACGUUGAGAAAAACAGACACUUUCAUUAUGUGAAUCAGCAGGCCCAAGAGAGCUCACCUCCAGGGAAGAAGAGGCUGGCACAACUUUACCGGCAAACUGUCUGCCUCUCCUUGCUGUGGCGCAUCUAUAGCUUAAAUUAUUUUUUUCACAGCAAGUAUUAUGCCUACCUGGCAGUUAUGAUGCAAAUGAAUACUGCACUGGAAACUCAAAAUAAUUUCCAGAUCAUUAAGGCUUACCUAGACUAUUCGCUAUACCACCAGCUGGCUGGCUAUCAGGGUGUGUGGUUCAAAUACGAAGUCAUGGCCCUGGAGCAGAUCUUCAACCUCCCCCUGAAAGGCGAGGGCAUUGAAAUUGUGGCAUACAUAGCUGAUACACUGGUCUUCAACAAGCUCAUAAUGGGACACCUGGACUUGGCCACUGAGUUAGGCACCCGAGCCCACCAGAUGUGGGCACUGCUUCAGAAUCCCAACCGACGCUAUCUGUCCCUCUGCAGACUUAGCCAGUGUCUCCUUUUGAAAAGCAGAUACAAGCAAUUGAUCCAGGUGCUGGGGUGUCUGUGGGAUCUUUCUGUAACACAGGAACACAUCUUGAGCAAGGCAUUUUUCUACUUUGUCUGCUUGGACAUCAUGCUUUAUUCUGGUUUUGUUUAUAGAACAUUUGAAGAAUGUUUGCAAUUCAUAUACCAAUAUGAAGACAACAGAAUCCUCAAGUUCCACAGUGGACUCCUCCUGGGACUUUAUUCAUCUGUAGCUCUCUGGUAUGCCAGAUGUCAGGAAUGGGACAACUUUUACAUAUAUUCCAGUGCAGCUAAAAAUCUGUUGCCAAGAAGAACCAUAACACUUAUUUACUAUAAAGGAAUAUCUAGGUACAUGGAGGGGCAAGUUCUUCAUCUUCAAAAGCAAAUCAAAGAACAGUCAGAGAAUGCCCAUGCUAAUGGAAAGGAGCUACUCAAGAACUUGAAGAAUCUGGUGGGUCAAAAUAUCACUGGUCCUGUCUUUUACCCAAGGCUCUACCACCUGAUGGCUUACGUCUGUAUAUUAAUGGGAGACAGGCAGAACUGUUGCCUCUUUCUGAACACAGCCUUGCAGCUCUCUGAAACACAGGGGAAUGUGCUGGAGAAAUGCUGGCUGCAAAUGAGCAAAGAAUGCUGGUACUCAACCUCUGAGUUAAAAGAAGACCAAUGGCUUCAGAUGAUCUUGAGUCUCCCGUCAUGGGAAAAAAUUGUAACAGGCAAGGUAAACACCCAGGAUAUUCAAAAAAACAAAUUCCUGAUGAGAGCUGAUAUCAUGGACAAUCAUUUCUAACAUGUCAAAGAAAAAAGAUUUUAGUAAGCACUAUGUCCUUGUGAUGAUCUAUUAUUGACCUUUCUCUGUGGCUGGCCCCUCCAGGUUCCUACAUAAGCUCUUCUGUUCCAGGCACAGACCAGACGUGUUGAUUUCUUCUCUUUCUGGUCAAAAAGGGUCAGGAGUGUUACACUUUACUUCCUCCUAACAUUAUAAAAAUUGACCUUACCAUUCAUGUUGUUUUAGCUUGAUCUAUUUCAGCCCACGCAAAGUUGUAUCAUAUGAGAAGUUAUUAAUCUCAAGAUGGUAUAACAUCAUGUGUUGCAACAGACAUGUUUCUAGUUAGUAUAUUAACUGAAAAUAUGUAUUUUUAAAUAUCCAGUUGUUAAGUCUUUUGGAGGUAGCACAGUAUUACAAAUAGCAAACAUUUGUCAUGGUCUAUAAAGACAGAAAAAGAAAAGAUACGUUUGUAGGACCUGGCUGCAGCUUCCAAAGCCAGGGUGAUGUCUUAGCCCCUCUCACCAUGUGCAUCAAAUAUCAAAUCAAUUUUUAA